Clarias gariepinus (North African catfish) is the source of this 4453-nucleotide messenger RNA. RefSeq names its product WD repeat domain 26a (gene wdr26a). NCBI's taxonomy places the organism in Eukaryota, Metazoa, Chordata, Actinopteri, Siluriformes, Clariidae. Bases 411 to 2231 code for a protein of 606 amino acids. Gene Ontology annotation, cellular component: GID complex. The transcript has 14 exons. Gene Ontology annotation, molecular function: protein binding. Gene Ontology annotation, biological process: proteasome-mediated ubiquitin-dependent protein catabolic process. The record is from RefSeq and is a predicted model, not a curated record.
UAGAGACGUCCAUAACGGACUUGCAGCUGUUCUGACAAACAAUAACAACAGCAGCGAUCGCACUCUCUGGCGAAAUAAAGUACGAAUACUGCAGUGAAGUUCUGCAGUAAAUUUCAUUUGGACGUCUUGACAGUAAGAGACAAGUCUGCGGGCGUCUUGUCACCGACGUUCCCAGUGAAGUAACUCUGGCCUCCGCUUGCUCUUCCAGCGACUCUGAACCGGGCGGAGCUUCGCCACCGCGGAAGAAAGCCCGAGUGUCGGCGGCGGAGGGCGCAGGAGAGACCGGGGCUUCUGCCGGGACCGCGGGCCUCUCUGCGGCUGUUUUGGGCUUCGCUUCUCUCCCAAGCCCCCGCGCUAUUUCUGCUCUCAGCUUUAACCUGCACAGGGGCACUGACACCAGCGUUUAUAACAUGCAGGCCAACGGGGCAGGACAGGGACAAGAUUCCGAGCUGUCCUGCCUAAAUAGCGCCCAAAACGGCGAAUCAUCAGCGGUCGGAGGAGCGCAUUCAAACGGGCUGCUGUCCUCCACAAACAACGGCACUGUUGUCACCGCAAACAACGGAGUCCCGGCACCGGGCAACCCUGCCACAUCUACCGGCACGACCUUGGGCUCAGAUACAGGCUCGAUGAAAAAGAAGAAACGAUUGUCUCAGUCUGAUGAGGAUGUGAUUCGUUUAAUAGGACAACAUCUACACGGGUUAGGGCUUAAUCAGACAGUGGACUUGCUUAUGCAGGAAUCAGGCUGUAGACUCGAGCAUCCAGCUGCCACUAAGUUCCGCAACCAUGUAAUGGAGGGAGAGUGGGACAAGGCUGAAAGUGAUCUCAAUGAGUUGAAAGCAUUGAUGCAUUCACCAAAUGCUAUUGUGCGCAUGAAGUUCUUGCUCUUGCAGCAGAAGUAUUUGGAGUAUUUAGAGGAUGGAAAGGUGUUGGAGGCACUACAUGUUCUCCGAGCAGAACUGACUCCUCUGAAGUACAAUACAGAGCGCAUCCAUAUUCUUAGCGGGUACCUGAUGUGCAGCCAUUCUGAUGAUCUCCGAGCCAAGGCUGAGUGGGAGGGAAAGGGUACAUCCUCUCGCUCCAAGCUGCUUGACAAACUCCAGACAUAUCUGCCUCCUUCAGUGAUGCUGCCUCCUCGCAGGCUACAGACUCUGUUGCGUCAGGCUGUGGAGUUGCAGAGAGAUCGCUGCCUCUACCACAACACCAAACUUGACAGCAGCCUGGACUCUGUCUCUCUUCUGGUGGACCAUGUAUGCAGCAGGAAACAAUUUCCCUGCUACACUCAGCAGAUCCUGACAGAGCACUGCAAUGAGGUCUGGUUCUGUAAAUUCUCCAAUGAUGGCACCAAACUGGCCUCAGGUUCCAAAGACACUACAGUUAUUAUUUGGCAGGUUGACCCGGAGACACACCUAUUGAAGCAGCUGAGGACUCUCGAAGGCCAUGCCUAUGGGGUGUCUUACCUGGCCUGGAGCCCAGAUGAUGCAUAUCUGAUAGCUUGUGGCCCAGAUGACUGCUCAGAGCUAUGGCUCUGGAACGUUCAGACUGGUGAGUUGAGGACAAAAAUGAGCCAGUCGCAUGAAGACAGCCUGACAAGUGUAGCCUGGAACCCGGAUGGGAAGCGCUUUGUAACUGGGGGUCAGAGAGGGCAGUUUUAUCAGUGUGAUCUAGAUGGGAAUCUGUUGGAUUCAUGGGAAGGAGUUCGUGUUCAGUGCCUGUGGUGCUUGAAUGACGGCAAAACAGUACUGGCUUCAGACACGCAUCAGCGUAUCCGGGGAUACAACUUCGAAGAUCUGACAGACAGAAACAUUGUGCAAGAAGAUCACCCUAUAAUGUCUUUCACCGUGUCAAAGAAUGGCAGAUUAGCCCUAUUAAAUGUCGCAACUCAGGGAGUUCAUCUGUGGGACCUACAUGAUCGGGUUCUGGUCAGGAAAUACCAAGGUGUGACACAAGGAUUUUAUACCAUCCACUCCUGUUUCGGUGGCCAUAAUGAAGAUUUUAUUGCCAGUGGGAGUGAAGACCACAAGUUGUACAUCUGGCACAAGCGCAGUGAGCUGCCAAUCGCUGAACUCACAGGCCACACACGUACUGUGAACUGUGUAAGCUGGAACCCAGUUCUGCCAGGACUCAUGGCCAGCGCGUCUGAUGAUGGCACUGUCCGUGUCUGGGGUCCUGCUCCCUUCACCGAGUCCCAGGAAGCAGAGAGGCUAGGUGAAUGCUGUAGCAUGGACAGUUGAUAUUGGCCCUGGAGCAGGAGGAAAAUUUGAGUAAACACUGCAAGAAAUUAAGGAUGAAUGAAGUAGAAAAGAAAAAAAUGCACACUGAUGUUUUUCUGGAGGUUAACCCCCAAUGGCAACGGAAAGGCUGAGCUUAAGCAGUAAAGUCGGACCACUUGAAUGAAACUCACCUAGCUGCUGGCCUUUAGCCCUCAGAUCUGCGUGGCUUCGCUCAGGAGGCUAAUUGACCUCAGUCUGAUAUUUGAGGAGCUGCAGCCUCACAAAAUACACCAAAUUAUUAUUUAUUACUCCUAUUAUUUAUUGCUGUAUAUCAAUUCAGGCAUCAGGAUUGAGUCGUAGUCAAAUUUUCUGUUAUUUACAAUAUUCACUCUGAAGAUUUUUUUUUUUAUUAUUACUAUUAUAAAUAUUUUAAUCAGUUUAGCUCAUGCAAUUUCCCUAGAGACCCCUGGGGGCAUCAAGGGCAUCAAGAUGUUGGAGGGGUCCACGUAAGAUCGUGCAUUAUAUCAUUACCCGUAUAUACAUUAGGUUUUUCAGGCAUCUGUGUGAUUGUGUGCCUGAGAGAAUUUUCACCAGCAGAAUGUAAUAAUUUUCCAUGUUUAGACAAUAAUUUUAAUCGACUGAAUUUGCAGGCAUUUUAACAGUAAGAUCAUUUUGAUUUCUGAGGAAAAUCUUAAAAACUGACUCCUUCCCCACAAAGUUUAUGGAAUUUAGUUUUCUAAAGUCUCUAUCAUUUAUGUAUGAUGGGUAAGUGAGAGGUGAGGCAACAAGAUAGAUAGGGGACAAGGUGUAUAAGAUUUCUCCUGACAGCAUUGCUUGCUAUGGGUAAGACAGCAAGUGUAUUGUCCCAUAAGCUGACCUUACUUGAAUCUUUUAAUCUGUCGGAGAGGGAAUAACCCAUUAAUGAAACUCAUCAAUGAGAUUUGGAAUUAGGUGCCCAUGGCCGGUCUCUCUUGUCCGCAUGCUCCUUGUUCCCUGCUUGUGGUGUCCUUGUGGACACCAUUUAAGACUUGGACCUUAUUUACAAGGUUAUGAGCACAUGUAAAUAUCAACCAUCAUUAUUGCAAGAAAGAAUGCUUUCACCUUUGUAAAUGGCUUAUAGAUGUCAGUCUUAUUUGAAUUGUUAUUGUAGCAAGUUCGCCAUUAAGGUUUUCAGUGAAUUAAUCGGGUGUUGAUAUUAAAACCAGGUACCAUGUGCGAUGGGGUUAAAAUAGACAAGAUUUCGUAUAUAUAAAAUGAUGAAUUGCUCAGAAGUGUUGAACCUGGUUGAGAGGAACACAGUUUAAGGGUAAUGUAAGCAAGCUAGGCUGUAAACAAGCCUUCAGAUCAUCUUUGCUUAAUGUUUUGGCUUACUGCAAUCUCCAUCCUAAUGUACUAAUACCCUUAUGUCAGUCAGCUGUCCUAUUUAGAUUCUUUUAUCUUGAUUUAAUUUCUUUUUUUAAACAUUGUUUAGAUAUACAAUCGAAUAAUCUUUACAGUCGGAUUUUUCUUUUUAUUUGCCUAAUUCAUUGUUUGUUAUUUUGAUCUUUUUUUUUUUUUUUACUUAUGAUUUCCUCGACUAUAACGAAAAAUCUUUCUUCAAAAGUGGCCUCUUAACUACCUUUCUUUUUCUCUAUGUGAUGUUCUUAUACUAUACAGAGUGUUACAGUCUGGUCAUCAAGCAUAAAAAAAACUAUUAUUAUUUGCUUGUAGUAUGUGCUUUGUGUGUGUGUGUGUGUGUGUGUAUUUUAUGGCAUGUAUUAUGACUGGUCAAAAAUAUUUAGAUUGAACACAUCUUUCCCUCCGAAUGACGUACGUUUCCACCUGCAUCAGGUAAGCUCCUCUGUACAGGUUAUCCCUCCCCUCACCAGCCAAACCUGUCUGGUCGCUGAGGAGUGACACGCACACACCGUAGGUCUAAUGUUUAAACACUGUAUCACCCAUGUUAUGUUCAAUAUUCUGCAUAUGCAAAUGACCUUUUUUUUGACUUUGUAUUUCAUUUUCAGACAACUUGUUUUUGCUUUCCUGUGCUGUGAAAGUAAGGCUGUGAGCCAGCACAUUAACCACAUGGCCCAGGGUACAUUUACCGGGCAAAAAGUUUGCUUUGCAUCAGGUUCUGAAAGAUCCGUUUUGCGUUUAACUGUGUUAAUAUUCUAAGUGAUUGUACCGUUAUGUAAUGUGUAGGAUAAGUCUUACAUAUGCAUAUUUUCAAUAAAGCAUUCAGGGUUUUAAAAACACAAACACAA